Molecule: messenger RNA, 744 nt
Organism: Drosophila sechellia
Lineage: Eukaryota; Metazoa; Arthropoda; Insecta; Diptera; Drosophilidae
Product: tripartite motif-containing protein 40
Exons: 2
Coding region: 126-401 (91 amino acids)
Source: RefSeq, a predicted model, not a curated record
GCGGUCACACUAAAGUGGAAAUUCGGUUCAAUUUUUGGGGAUUUCAUGGAAAAUCUCAUUGCUUAUUUCUAUUUCUUGGUUAAUCGUUUGAAUUGCGUUGCUGAAAGGCCAAUAGCCAGCGGAAAAUGGUCUACGUGAACCUACUAAUAGGCUUGGGCAUAGCGACCGUUGUCGCUUUCGCCUACUUCAACUGGAAUACGCCUUCCUCCAGACGCAUGCUAUUAAAUGAUCGUCGAAUUGAGAGGUCGCCGGAGGACUUGUGUACGAUUUGUUUAGAUCCACUAAGUGGUCUAACAGUCUCCCUGCGCUGCAAACACGCCUUGCAUAAGAAAUGCUUCUACCAAUACCUGGUUAAUGGGGGCCGCCAGUGCCCGGUCUGCAGAAGGAAAAUCGACGUGUAGGUAUCCCCAAGGGACACACAAACUUAUAUCAGCAUAAACGUGCACUAAAUGCAAUGCUCAACGAAUUUUGUAUAAAAAAUUAAGUCGAGAGAAAACAAGCCUGAUGUAGAUUAAAGUUCUGGAAUGAAAGAAAAGUAUCGGGAUAGAUAUAGGUAUAUGAUUUUUCCAAGAAAUAAUACAUUUUUAUAUUUUUGUCUUGAUUGUUCCUAUCCUUUAGUCAGUGUGUACACAUAAAGCAUAUGCACGUAGUAAACAGACAACAGCUGAUGUGCUUCUUCUUUGUCUCGUUUGCCAUUCUCAUGAAUGGAAUACAUAACAAUAAAGUUGAGUUUUUAAAAACCUU